ACAACCGAACCAAUCUCCUCUCAUUACUGUACGUAACAAACAUACGAUGGUCGGCGGCAGAGAGUUUGAGAGCAUCGAGAAAUGCAGCUCCGAAGGGAGGGAGGCCGAGACGAUCGCGGCGGACCUCGACGGCACCCUCCUCGUCUCGCCGGAGCUCGCUUGCCCGUAUCAUAGCCUCGUCAGCCCAUCGACGGCGGGGAGCCUCUUCGGGAUCGCCCUCCUCCAACUAAUCGGCGCCGCGCUCGUGUACGCAUCACCGUACGUGCUCUUGUCCGAGUCCCUCGCCAUAAAGACGCUCAUAUUCAUCUCCUUCUCGGGGCUGAAGGCCCGGGACAUCGAGAUGGCGGCGCGCUCCGUGCUGCCCAAGUUCUACGCCGAGGACGUGCACCCCGAGGGGUGGCGCGUCUUCAGCGCGUUCGGGAAGAGGUACGUCGUCACGGCCAACCCGAGGAUCAUGGUCGAGCCGUUCGUCAAGAACUUCCUCGGGGCCGAUAAGGUGCUGGGGACCGAGAUCGAGGUGACGAGGUCCGGGAGGGCCACCGGGUUCGUCAGGGAGCCCGGGGUUCUCGUCGGGGAGCUCAAGAGGAAGGCGGUGGAGCGGGAGCUGGGCGGCGAGAUGCUGCCUCACGUCGGCGUUGGCGAUCGAGAGACCGAUCGUGAUUUCAUGUCGAUUUGCAAGGAAGGAUACAUGGUCCCCCACACAAAAUGCACGCCGGCCCCGCGCAACCAACUCCUCAGCCCCGUGAUCCUCCACGCCGUCGUCACCGCCGUCGCCCUCGGGCGGAAAAUAAGCUGCGUCACGUACAGCAUCAGCAGGUUCUCCGAGCUCAUCUCGCCCAUCAAGGCCGUCGCGUUGUCGAGAGAGAGGGAGAAAGACGCCGCGAACAUAAAGAAGCUGCUGGAGGAGGGGGACCUGGUCAUUUGCCCCGAAGGCACCACGUGUCGCGAGCCGUUCCUUCUUCGGUUCAGCGCGCUCUUCGCGGAGUUGACGGACAGGAUCGUUCCGGUGGCGAUAAACACGAAGCAGAGCAUGUUCUACGGCACGUCGGCGAGGGGGUGGAAGCUGUUCGACCCCUACUUUGUGUUCAUGAAUCCUAGGCCAACUUAUGAGAUCACGUUCCUGAACCAGCUGCCUCGAGAGCUGACGUGCGCCGGGGGGAAGUCGCCCAUCGAGGUCGCUAAUUAUAUACAGAGGGUUUUGGGAGGGGCGCUGGGGUUUGAGUGCACGAAUUUUACGAGGAAGGACAAGUACGCUAUGCUGGCGGGGACCGACGGAGUCGUGCCGAACAAGAAGAAGGGUUAGCCAGCAUCGUUAGCGUCGCGAUUGUGGAUCAGCGCCCUGCUCUGGAAUAAGAAAUGAAGGCGUGCGCGUGAAUUGAUUACUGCUGCUUCCGAAAACUAGCUUCAGAUGUUUUGUAAUUAUUCGGCGGUGUUACUUUUAUGGAAUGUUUUUAAAUUUUAAUUGUAAGUUCAAAUUGAAUUGGGUAAUAUUAAUGUAAUUGGUGAAAGUGUGAAAAAUCCCUGCGUCUCCACUGUCACAUGUAAAAGAAAAGCUUCUAAAUAAUCUAUUUACAUAGGUUGAUAUUAGAUGGUA
Messenger RNA from Asparagus officinalis (garden asparagus), 1594 nucleotides. RefSeq names its product glycerol-3-phosphate 2-O-acyltransferase 6-like. The record is from RefSeq and is a predicted model, not a curated record. Gene Ontology annotation, cellular component: membrane. Gene Ontology annotation, biological process: cutin biosynthetic process. Gene Ontology annotation, molecular function: glycerol-3-phosphate 2-O-acyltransferase activity; phosphatase activity. NCBI's taxonomy places the organism in Eukaryota, Viridiplantae, Streptophyta, Magnoliopsida, Asparagales, Asparagaceae.